GGUUCUUGCUCAGAGGCAUACAUUUCUUCAUCACUGUUAUCAAUUCUUGCUGAUCCUAGGAUGGAUAGGUUUGGUCUGCUACUUGAGGUUGUAUCUUUUCCCUUUGUGGUUCCUUAUUCCCUGCCGCUUUUUCCGGGAUUGCUUGGAGAGUACUGGACGUUUUUUCGAGUUCUUCUUCUACCAUCUGGCUCUAUCUGCCUUCUGUACUCGCCUGUGUAG
Acaulospora morrowiae is the source of this 219-nucleotide messenger RNA. NCBI's taxonomy places the organism in Eukaryota, Fungi, Glomeromycota, Glomeromycetes, Diversisporales, Acaulosporaceae. The record is from the annotation of a GenBank genome assembly.